Messenger RNA from Babesia bigemina, 5433 nucleotides. RefSeq lists its product as hypothetical. NCBI's taxonomy places the organism in Eukaryota, Apicomplexa, Aconoidasida, Piroplasmida, Babesiidae. The record is from RefSeq and is a predicted model, not a curated record. The coding region runs from base 1 to 5433 and encodes 1810 amino acids. The transcript has a single exon.
AUGACCUCUAUAAACCAUCCUAAUAACUUGUGCCUUGUCACCCUUCACUUCCCUUCCUUCACCUCUUGCCACUGCCCUGACCAUGUGCCGCCUAGGGAGCUUGACAAGAAAUUUGACAAAAUUUUAAACCUAAAAAUUACCUCAACUAAUAACCCUAUCAACAUCCUUACUAACCUCUGCACCGGCCUCGAAACCUUCCUCGGCUUCAACUCUGAGUCCAAAGGCUACGACGGCACUGGGAUUGUGUACUCUGACCUGGACAGGCUGUGCGAUGCGGUGAUGGGAUUUUUGAGUGGUGUGCUUGGUGCGGUGAAAAACGAAAAUGAAGUGACAACUUAUGAUAAUUACAUGACUAAAAAGCUUAAUGAAGUACUAGACACCUUAACUAAAAAUAUUGGCUCCGGGCGUGCUGGGCUUGCGGCGUCUGUCCGCGCGGUGAAGGAGUGGUUGGAGGGGUAUGGAAAGAGUGUUAAUCAAAAAUGCGAAGAUGUAAAAACGCCGUUGAUACUUAUAAGAAAUGACAUUAAUAAUGUCGAACAAAAGUUUCAAGAGCAAAAAAAUAAAACACUCAGAGACCAGCAUAAGGCAUGGAAACAUAUAUUAGAGUUGUAUCUCGGACACGCUGAUGUGGCUGAAAAGGCGCAAGAUAAAUUAGAUUCACAACUAAUAAGAAAGUUAGAGACGCCGGUAACGGCAAUAAAAGAUGCGGUUAAAUUGUUGGAAGAGUCGGCGAGAAACAAGAAAUUGGCGGAGGAGCUGAAGGCUGUCGAUGAGGAGUUACUCCGUCAACGGAGAAGCAUUGAAAAUAGGAUGGCUCAGGAAUUUAGAAAUCUACGAGAAAAUUUGACUGCUUUAACCGAAAUGAAGGAUGAAAAGUUUGCCCGUCUCAAAAACGUUGUGAAAGAAGCCAAGGUAGAAGCUAAUAAAUUGAUUUCAGAAUACAAAGGAACGUACAACAAUGAGAUUGACAGACUUUUUAAAGAGGUCACAAUUGCACUGAACGAUAUCACAAAAAAGUCUGGCCCGGAAAGAAAAUGCAAGCUCAACGAACUAUUUGGCCAAAUAAAAAAGAAAGUGAGCAAUAUUGGUAUUGAAAUUGGCAGCAGCAAUGUGGAGUUAGCAGAGUGGAAGGUGGCCGCUGGAAAUGUUUUGGAAAACGCUAUGAGAACAUGUGAAGAUGUUGUUGAGAAGCUAAAUAUAACGUCGAAUAACGAUUUGAAAACACCGUUGCAUCGUGUCAAGUUGAAAGCGACGGAGCUAAACGAUGCCUAUCAGGGUGCAAAUAAUAAGCUUCAGCAAGUUGCUCAGAAAGCUGAGGCUGCGUUUAAGCAACUUGGAACGCUUCAUACCGACGUUAAGGAGAAGGUGCCGAAAGGACUUGAUGAUUUUAAUAAUGGCGCCGUUGAAUGGAAUGUUAAUGGUCAAAUCGUUGCACUUACAAGCUCGAUUACAAGUAAUGUUGAGGGGUAUAUGAAGGAGUUGUCGGCAACAUUUACUGACGCAGCAGCAAGUGCCAGCUGGUCGGGUAAUUUGAGACCAGGUGUUACAAAAUUGGUUGGAGCUUUGCAAAAUGGUAAUCUGGGAACGGAGUUGAAGAUAUUAGGAGGCGUGCUGCAACAGGCCAAUUCGAAAGCUCAUAAUAAUAUAAAUGAUGCAUUAUAUAAUUUGGAAAUCACUCUUAGUCAUUUCAAGCAGGCUAUGGUGCAUUGGGGGGAACUUCCAUCUGAGUUUUCGUCUCAUGAUAUCCUGAAAGAUCUCAAAGGCGCUUUUAGUACCAAAGCUAUUGCAGACACAUUUAAAACAAAUCUAGGCACACUUUUGCAGCAGGCGGCUCAAAAAGGCGUAGACGAAUUGAACAGGCAGAUACAGGCAGCGCGGGAAAUUACGGCGAUUAAAACUGUAGAUACAACCGUUGAUGCUGUCGUAUCCGCAAUCGACACCAAUAAUGCUCAAAUCACCGAAGCGGUAGGGAAUAUUGAAAGUCAGCUUGUGAGCAUAUCUACGAUGGUUAAAGAAGAACCUACCAAGACCAAGCAGACUGUGAAUGAUUACCUAGCCGAUUUGAAAACCAUGAUGACGCUUAACAAUGACGAUGUGAAACUUCUUGCGAAAUAUUUGCCACCACUCCCGGCUGUAAGUGUGAAAGGGCUAAUGAAUAUUCAAGCCAAACUUGCUGAUCUGCAUCGCAGAAUCUGCAAUAUACCUACAAAUGGUGACGCGGACACUAAGGAGAUCGCACGCAUCAUCAAGUAUCUCGAAGAGAUCCCCGAACAAGUAGAGGAAAGGAGAAGAACGGCGCUUACGAAAAUGAUGGCAUUAGAAAGCAAUAUCGAUUUACUACACAAGCUGCUUGAUAAUGUGGAUGUCAACGUAACACUAGCUGAAACGGACAUACAAAGCUCCAUCGAUAGCAUCAACAAUGCGUUGAAACAGGCCGUUGCUAAAUGCCAAGCAACCAUCUCCUCCGCCUUCUCCACCCUCACCGCCGCCGUCCGCACGCUCUUCGCCGAGCAGAAAAAGGCCGACCUCCACGCGCUCAAGGGGGUGGUGGAGGAGCAGAUGAAGGUUAUCGAGGGGAUCAUAGACAAAGACAAAAGGACCGGAAUUAAAGGUCUUCUGAAGGCUGUAAACGGUAUGAAAGUCACAAUUAUCUCCUCUGACAGUCCUACAUUUCCGACAUCCACAACGGAACUCCUUGACAAUAUUAAGAAGGAUCUACCUCUUUCAACUCCGUUUACGAAAGGGCAUUUCACGCAAUUAUCUACCAAAUUCCACGACUACUAUAAAAACGUUGACACCUAUAUCAAGGAUCAAGUCAAACCUCCAACCUCCCCCCCGCCCACCAACCCAGCCAGCAAGCUAACCAAAAUCAAAGAUGACUUCGACAAAUUACUUACUCAUUUAAGUGCCUCAAAUAGCACUAAAAAGUAUAAUUACGAUAAAACUUUCGUUGAUUUACUCACCACCCUCUCCUCCUCCCUCCACCUCCUAUCCCCCUCCCACUUCGCGAACCCCCGGCACCCGGAGCUGCUCGAUGCGGUCAGAGCGGGGCUGGAUGGGUUUGUCAAGGAGCUGGGGAGGGUGUAUGUGAACGGGUAUGAUGGGUCAGAAAACGUUACAUUUUUCGGUUUUAACACAAAACUGAUGACAGAUGAUGGAAAAAAUUGUGCUAAGAUUUUUUUGACAAUUUUGAAAACAUUACGUACAAAUUUGUAUGACCUCUACGAGAAGUGUGAAGACAACAAAGGUAAGUGGAAAAAUGACAACAUAUGUUUGUAUGACGUAGAUAAGCAGUAUAAAGCCAAUGGCAACCCACUUGGUCACUGGUUCCAGCGUCGUGGUUACAAGGUACCGAAAGAUAAGAAUACUCAGGACGGGGAGUUGCGCAAUUCGGAAGGAUUGAAAGGAACAAAAAUCACGGAGCUAUGUGAUAAUGAAAUUAAAGGCGUUGAGUCAACAAUCAAGGACGUUUUGAAAUCGUAUAAAAUCCUAGAUGGUGAAGAAGUAAAACUCAGUAACGUUCUCUCCUUCCUUUACCGCUUCAUGCUCCGUGAUUAUUACAAAGUCUGCCAUCUCACUUACCGUCCCAAUCCCAUAUCUCCGACGACAAUAUACCAGAUGAUGCAAUGGCUUCCGGGGCUGGUGUUCAAUCCAAUGUUCGGUAAGGUGUGUGACUACGCUAAAGAAUUGUUCAGCAAACCCGACGGGUAUAAGGAUAAAAAGUAUGACGAAAUUCCCGUUGGUGAAUUGCAACUUUCCGCUACGACAAACAUUAAAUAUGACGACGUAAAAAACAAAAUCGCAAAUGCUUGUCUAUACUCCCACGACACGUUGAUUGCCAUCGUAGGUCAUGGUCACGCAGGUGGACGGUAUGCCGCUGACUUUUUCACCAACGAGGACAAUUUCAUUUACCCUAGCAGUCCUAGCGCGUGCUUCGAUAUGCUGGUUGACGUGUUGAAUAGAGUCUAUUUCCAAUUGUAUUUCCUGUACAAGCAGUGCUACAAUGGCCGCACUAGGGGCGGUUGGGAAGACUGCUAUUACGGUCGUCACGUCGGUGGAUCAGCAUGGACGUGCAACGAAGAACAAUGUGGCAACCUAUCAUGUCCCCAAAAGACCGAGCAAAUUGGUGAGCAAACAGCUGGCCAAACCGCUGACCAAAACGGAAAGCAAGCAGCCGACCAAACGUGUGACCAACACCCUACGUGCGGCGUGAAAUCACCUUUGCAGUCCUACUUAGAAGACGGGUUACAAGGCUUCCUCCCGCACCAGCUUACUAAGGUUGGCUGCGGCGUAAAAUGUUUGGUGACCAACCACUUUGGUAAACCGUGUCUCACGCCAAUGGGUUUCAGCGAUAUUGGCAUCGCCGCCUCGCAUACAAAGGACGGCAAGUAUCUCAAGGAGGCGCUUCACAAUUUCUGCAGCUCGCAGACACACCUUGCCAAGCUGUGUGGUAUGCUGAACUGCCUAUUACGCCAGGCGCCUCAGACUCUUGGUGACAUGUUUGCGUUCUACUACAGGUUCCUCGACCAGUGGAGUAAAGAUAACGAGCACAAAAAGCCGGCUUUCGAGUCGGCCGUUAAAAGAGCAAACUUCGGGGAUUCAACGACAGAGUUGGACGUCGCAUCUAUACAGAAUAGCAGUGAUCACAAAAAGCAUGUCUCCAAUGACGGCAAAAAUUAUACCGGUGAUCUAUUCACCUUAUUUUUCUGUAAUCGCAGCACGCGGGCAACUGUUCCCUGCGGACCAUAUUUGCAGUCGCUAAGCAAUGAUAUGCGGGUAUAUUUCUCGAAGAAUAAUGGCGGUGCCUAUUUAUCGUGGGUGGUAUACAUGACGGAGACAUUCUACGAUUUACUCAAAAAACUAUACGAUGAGUGUUGCAAGAACUGCAAUAAGCCCGGGUCGCGAUGUCACGACAGAAGUUGUGUCAGGGAUUGCCAAGUUAAUUACUGUUAUAAACAUAACACUCCCACCCCCGGACAAGAGUCGGGGAAAUUUAUAGCUAAUAUCAGACACGGAAAAUUGUGCACUUCCAUUGUCCAAUGUCGCAAUACCCACGCAACAUUAUACGCCGCAGGUUUCACCUUCGGAAGUCCAUCCGCACUCACUGACCACGCUGAAAAAACGAAACGUACGUGCCAAGAUUUCUGCAAAGCAUUAGAAAAAGUAUGCUCCGACAGUUCUGUACUGGCGCGAUUAGUCCACGAAUACAUCCCCAAAUUCUUGUGGCAAAUCAGGGAGAAAUUCUUCUGGACCACCGUCGCUCUUUGGUCCGCCUCAUUCUUCUAUCUCAUUAUUGUCAUGGUUGGCAGACUGGAUGUGCUCCACAUACGCUCGCACCUGAGGAUACCGUCGUCGCACAGGAUAACGGCGCAGUCGCUGUUGGCUGCAGCGCAAGUCGGAAGGCUUGCCAAGAUAUCGUAUCUACAGCCGUGA